This is a messenger RNA of Gopherus evgoodei (Goodes thornscrub tortoise), 3832 nucleotides long. RefSeq names its product sigma non-opioid intracellular receptor 1-like. The coding region runs from base 1181 to 1840 and encodes 219 amino acids. The record is from RefSeq and is a predicted model, not a curated record. NCBI's taxonomy places the organism in Eukaryota, Metazoa, Chordata, Testudines, Testudinidae. Gene Ontology annotation, cellular component: endoplasmic reticulum. The transcript is spliced from 4 exons.
GGCCACUGUCGGCAGACAGGAUACUGGGCUGGAAGGACCUUUGGUCUGACCCAAUACAGCUGUUCUUAUGUUCUCCGAAAACCAGGGGCCUGUGAAAAACCAAUUGUGCGGGUGUGUGUUACAUGGAUCAUCCUGUGCGUACACACACUCUGGACAUGAGAGAAACCCUGUCCAGCGGCAGGUGUCUACAUAGCAUAGGGCCAAUUCACUCGUCCCCAGCUGAACCUAGAGUAACUGCAGUGGAGUAAAUGGGGGUCAGCUAGUGUGAAUCUGGUGUCUAGCCUUGGAAGUGACAUACAGCAGGCUGAGUCUGAUUUCCAGACGGACAGAUGCACUGUGUAUAGGUUACAUAGCAUACUGGUGUGUAUCCUGUAAUCUGUACCUAGUCUUCUAGUUACUGUUUCUAAUAUAGAAUCUGUCUGAUUUAGAGUUCACUCCUGGGGGUGAUCCAAUACCCAUUGUCACUAGAUGGCGUGUUCCGUUAGACGCUAGCAUCAAGUACUAUCUGCAGUAACAUGCUGUGCUACGUGUUGAAAGGCCUGUGAUUUGUGCGUGUGUGAGAGAUGUGCCCCAUGCAGUCUGUAUCUGUCACCCUGCCCUUGUGUCAUGUUUUGUGCGUGUACAAUCUGCCUCCUUUGCAAGGCUCUGAUGAGAGGAGAUUAGGGAAGAAGACCAGAGGCUGGGGCAGGGGCCCUUUCCAUGGUGCACAUUCUCCAGAGGCCUUGUUGUUUGUUCCCGUGAUGGGGAGAGCCACCAUCCAUCGCCUUAACAGACAGCCUUAUUGCGCUGUCCUCCUGGGCUAUGCAUGUAUCUGUACCUCCUGGUGCUGGUGCCUCUGCUGCUGGGCACUCUGUGCCCCUAAAGGGCUCUGUGUGCUCCGAGCCCCAGGGCUGGGGCACACAUGGCAGAGCUCAAGUGGAGCCAACCUGUGGACUGUAUCUUGUAACUGACCUCUGAUGGUUAUGGGAAUUUGCCCCCAUAGCUGUUCCCCAGUCUGAGAUACCUCAUUCCUCUGUCCCACGUGGCCCUGGCUGUCUCCCUAGCUAAUGGACUGACAUUUGAGAAGUGGACGUUACUGAAGACUAGGGGGCAGGAAAGCAUCUGUUCCAAACCUGUGGGCUCCUUUCCCUGUAGAGACUCACAGCUGUUACUCCUGGGGGAUUUCUGCGUCAUUGGGCACAUGGAGAAAGAUGUCCCCCACAGGCUCUUUGCUCUCCCGUGGAAAAAUGGCAUCUGUGGGGAAGCAAAGAGAAGCUGCACCAGUGCUCGCUCACCCCUCCCCGGCAGUGCAGGCGUUUCUGUUCAGCCCAGAGGAAGAGGCUUGGACCAUGAGCAGGCCUUCUCCAAGAUCAUCGUGGAGCUGCGGAAGAAGCACCCAGGCCACAUCCUGCCGGACGAGGACCUUCAGUGGGUGUUUGUCAACGCAGGCGGGUGGAUGGGCUCCAUGUGCCUGCUCCACGCCUCGCUCACCGAGUACGUGCUGCUCUUCGGGACGGCCGUCGACACCGGGGGGCACUCGGGUCGGUACUGGACUGACAUUUACUACGCCAUCAUCUCAGGGACCUUCAGGCAGUGGAAGGAGGGGACAACCAGAAGUGAAAUCUAUUACUCAGGGGACAUCAUAGUGCAGAAAUCCGGAGAGGCCAUGGCUGUCCAGUGGAGUGCCGGCACCUGGAUGGUGGAGUACAGCAGUGGCUUCAUCCCCCCCUCGCUCGUGUUUGUGUUGGCUGACACCAUCUUCAGCACUCAGGACAUUGUCACCUUCUUCUACACCCUCCGGGUUUAUGCCAAAGCCUUACUCCUGGAAGCCGGUACCUACUUCAGCCAGCUGGCCCAGUGAGACCACCCUCCACAAGCACCAACAGAACCUCAAAGGAAGGGAUUCCUCACAGCUGUUACUCCCGGGGGAAUUGUGCACCACUGUGUGUGUGCAGAAACACGUCCCUGCGCAGCUUCUCUUUGCUUUGCUGCAGAAAAAUGGUUUUUGUGGGGAAGCAAAAAGAAGCUGCACCAGUGCUUACCCCUCCCCAGCAGCGUGGCUGUGUGUGUUCAGGCAUCCAGAGCAGCCGGGAGAGAGGUACAUCACUGUGGGGGAAGGGCAAGGGGGAGUCUGGGGGUGCCCUGGCCACCUAGGGGCAUUAGUCCUGUCGGGGGGGAAGGGAAAAUCAAAGUGAAAGCAACCCUUUAAGCUCUUUUUAGCAGUGUGCUCAGACACAGAGAAGGGGGCUGGAUGGCCAAAAGUCAAUCAUGCUCUCUGGUGGAAUAUUUAAAAACAAAAAAAGAGGAAGCCCCACCCCCGGGAAAGCUCCAAAACAAGCAGCAAGCUAAAUAUAUCCACAAUAGCCUAAUAGAACAAUGACACGAAGAAAGAAGCCAAAAUCUGCUUACUGUGAGCGGGCUUGGCAACAGGAGGUGAGGCUUGGGGGAGGGCAUCCAGCUUUGUGGGAGUUGGGCAGAUAGGGAGCAGCUCCCUAUACAGGGACUCCUCCCCCCACUACUGGCCCCAUUGCUCCUCAGCCGCAGGGAGAUGGGUUACUAUAGGGCAAGCUCCUCUCUCUGUCUACCCAACACCCAGUGUAUCUGGACCCCCUGCCAAGCCUCACCCACUCUGCACCUGGAAACUCCUCCUGCAUCAGGAGCCCACCCACUCCCCCAGAGCCUCAGCCCCUGCAUCAAGAGCUCUGCACAGCUAAAUCCCCACCCCACUGAUCUCAACCAGCUGCAUCCUGACCCACACACCACCAUGCCCCACUCCCCCAGCACCCAGAUUCCCCUCUCCCACUGAGCCCUAACCACCUUUACCUAGACUCCCCUGGAGAGUGCUAUUCCCCCUGCACCCAGAACCCCCCAGUGACUUGCUGCGUAUCCAGAUCCUCCCCCUUCUUCCCCCCACCAAGCUGCCCGCACCGAGAUUGCACCACACAGAGCCUUGGGGGGAAUUCUGCACCAAAAAUUAAAAACAUUCUGCAUAUUUUAUUUGUUAAAAUAACUAUUGCAGGGGGAAUUGUGCACCACUGCGCGUGUGCAGAAACAUUCCCACGCAGCUUCUCUUUGCUUUGCUGCAGAAAAAUGGUUUUUGUGGGGAAGCAAAAAGCCACUGCACCAGGGCUUACUCACCCCUCCCCAGCAAUGUAGGUGCCUCUGUUCAGGCAGCUGGGGGAGAGUGGUUUGGGGAUGCCCUGGCUGCCCAGGGGCGUUAGUCCUGGGUGGGUAGGGAAGAGGAGGACGAUGACAACAGAGUCAGAGCUCCCCCUUCCUCUCCCCUGCACGAAGCAGCCAGAGCUGGGUCAGAAACCUCCCCCAGCAGCAGGAAGCCCUGCACUGUGGGGGGAGGAGGUGUCUGGGUGCAGGGGGUGAGGCUCAGUGUGUUGGCAGUUCUGGGUGCAAGGGGGAGAGACUCGGGGGGGGGGGUGUUUGGGUGCAGGAGGGUCCAGACAUAGACGCUGACUUUUAUCUGCCCUCAAUCUGCCUCUUUCUGCCCCACUCCAUCCCGUCCCCAAGGCCCCCACCCACCCAGCGCUCACUGCACUCCCUGAGCCACCAAUCAGCGGUGUGGCAGCGCUGCCAAUCUAGCGGGUGCUCCACAGAAUCGGUGCCUAUGCAUCAGUAUACACAAGUGCUGGGAGAAUGGGGAGCAGCUCCCUGGACAGUGACCCCCUCCCCCCACUUCCUGGCCCCAUUGCUCCUCAGCCAUGGGGAGGGAUCACUGUCCAGCGAGAGAGAGAGAGAGAGACUAGAUGGCCUGGGCAGACCUUUCCUGCGUGCUCUGGGGACAGUUGAGGGGAGAGGCUGUUUUGUUGAUGGUCAGUAAUGAAAGCUGCUGUGAAUCCAA